Messenger RNA from Scleropages formosus (Asian bonytongue), 3267 nucleotides. It is a transcript of the gene ddx6, whose product is annotated as DEAD (Asp-Glu-Ala-Asp) box helicase 6. The transcript is spliced from 14 exons. The record is from RefSeq and is a predicted model, not a curated record. Bases 639 to 2093 code for a protein of 484 amino acids. Gene Ontology annotation, molecular function: RNA helicase activity; ATP binding; nucleic acid binding. NCBI's taxonomy places the organism in Eukaryota, Metazoa, Chordata, Actinopteri, Osteoglossiformes, Osteoglossidae.
AGGUGGUGGAGCGCCGACAUGGCGCUCUCUAAUGGCCGGACCCCGUCAGCUGACGCGGUGGGCAGGCUUUAAGAAGAAAGGGAGCCAUCUUAGGGCUCUCCGUUUAAACACAAAUAGAGCUCAGUAGCUUCGCAGCCUUCGGCGCGCCACACACCACAGUGGACCCAAAAGCAGCGCUUUUCUCGGCCAUCCGCGGACAGAAUGAAAAUUGUCCAUUGGAAGAUCAAGUAGAGAAGAGUGGAUUUAAAAUAAACGUAUGUAUCAGUGAUGAUGGACACUGACCCGAUAAACGUUGGAUUGUGACGGUGAGACCAGACCUGCCCAACAGCGGAAAGUGAAAUAAGAACUGCAGAAGUUUUUUUCCCUUUUCCUGCUUUGCAAUAUUGACUCAUUUACUGAGCAGCGCUUGGAAUAAAAAUUGAACAAAGGAUUGAAAUACUGAGGAACGAGAAAGACUUGUGGGGGUAAAAACUUGGGUGGGGGAAACGUCUGGGUUUUCUUGGAAAUACGUUGGAGAAAAGGCAUUUGCUCGUGCUGUUGGGACUUAACUGAAUUUAUUUUACUUUUUUGUGGCUUGUUUUUGUUUUUUUGUUUUUCUUUUUUUUCCCUUUUUUUUUGUUGGAAAGAACUGAGUAACAAUGAGCACUGCUAGAACAGAAAACCCAGUAAUCUUGGGAUUACCCAGUCAGAAUGGUCAGAUUCGGGGAUCGGUGAAGCCGGCAGGGGGGCCUGGAGGUGGCGGGGGUGGCCCCCAGCUGCAGCCAAGCAGCCAGAUCAAGGCAUCCAGCACAAUCAACAAUGGCAGCUCCCAGCCCAUGCCAACAGCCAACACCGUUAUCAAACCUGGAGAUGACUGGAAGAAAAAUUUGAAAAUCCCUCCUAAGGACCUGAGGAUGAAAACCUCGGAUGUGACAGCCACGAAGGGAAAUGAGUUUGAAGACUAUUGCUUAAAGCGGGAGCUGCUGAUGGGGAUCUUUGAGAUGGGCUGGGAGAAGCCCUCGCCAAUCCAGGAGGAGAGCAUUCCCAUUGCAUUGUCUGGGAGGGACAUUCUGGCCAGAGCCAAGAAUGGAACUGGCAAGAGCGGCGCCUACCUCAUUCCCUUACUUGAACGCAUUGACCUGAAGAAGGACUGUAUACAAGCCCUGGUCAUUGUGCCCACCAGAGAACUGGCUCUCCAGGUGAGCCAGAUCUGCAUCCAGGUCAGCAAACACAUGGGCGGGGUUAAGGUCAUGGCCACGACGGGAGGCACCAACCUUCGUGACGACAUCAUGAGGCUCGAUGAGACUGUGCAUGUUGUCAUUGCAACUCCUGGGAGGAUUUUGGAUCUCAUCAAAAAGGGAGUGGCCAAAGUUGAUCAAGUACAGAUGAUUGUAUUGGAUGAGGCAGACAAGCUCUUGUCCCAGGACUUUGUCCAGAUGAUGGAGGAAAUUCUCAGCUUCUUGCCCAAGCAGAGACAGAUUUUGCUGUAUUCUGCCACGUUUCCGCUUAGUGUGCAGAAAUUCAUGACCUCUCAUCUGCAGAAGCCCUAUGAGAUCAACUUGAUGGAAGAGCUGACUCUGAAGGGGGUUACCCAGUAUUACGCCUAUGUGACCGAGAGACAGAAAGUCCACUGCCUUAACACGCUGUUCUCGAGGCUCCAGAUUAAUCAGUCAAUAAUCUUCUGCAACUCCUCCCAGCGUGUGGAGCUGCUGGCCAAGAAGAUUUCCCAGCUGGGCUACUCCUGCUUCUAUAUUCAUGCCAAGAUGAGACAGGAGCACCGAAAUCGUGUGUUCCAUGACUUCAGAAACGGCCUUUGUCGGAAUCUUGUCUGCACUGACCUCUUCACCAGAGGAAUUGACAUUCAAGCUGUGAACGUGGUGAUCAACUUUGAUUUCCCCAAGCUUGGAGAGACAUACCUUCAUCGCAUUGGCCGAUCUGGACGUUUUGGACACUUGGGUCUUGCCAUCAACCUGAUCACAUAUGACGACCGCUUCAACUUGAAGGGCAUUGAGGAGCAGCUGGGGACAGAGAUCAAGCCCAUCCCAGGCAACAUCGACAAGAGCCUGUAUGUGGCUGAGUACCACAGCGAAAGCGGGGAGGAGCUCAAGCUGUAGCAGGAGAGAUCAUUGCAAUCAGUUCCCCCCAUGUUCCCAUACCCUUUGUCGCUUUGGGAAGAUUUAUAUAUUUUAAAUAAACCUUCCAUGGUCUUCCUUCCCUUUCCCCCCCUCCUCUUUUCCUCCCCCAUUUUUUUAUCUGUGCCACCAAAAGAAAUGGAAUGUGAGUUGCAAGCAAAUCUUGGGGAAAAUCUGGAAGUCGGUUUCACCGGUAGGUGGCUGUUCCGUGCACUACCACUUCCUGAAGACUUUAAAAAAAAAAAAAAAGAAAAGAAAAAAAAGCACUUGGAAAAGUAGAGGGGACCAAGGAAGAGGCGCUAAUGAAACCAACAGCUGAUGUUUUGGCCUCUUCCCUGCCAUAAGCCUACCUAUCCACAGCCAGCACUCGUCUCCCCAUUUUAUUUCCAGCCUCUCGCCUCCCGAAGCCUCUCCUGCCCUUUCCCUCUUUCCAUGUUUUGAUUUUAAGAUUUUUACCAAUUUGUAUCAAGUGCCUUAAGCAGCUGAACUUUUUCAAAGUAAUAACCUCUGUAGAUUUCAUCAUUUACAUAGUCCCUUAUUUUUCACUUUAAUUUUAUUUUGAAGAAGGGAAGAACUACCCCCCAAUUUGUUUCUUGGAUGCAAAACACAUUGUUAUAGCACUACCUUCAGAUGGAAAGGGAACCUGGAGGUUUUGAGGCAGUUAUGGAUAUGAGCCAGCUUCCUUGCUCACAGUCAACAGUGAAGAGACAUGAAUUUCCCAUUGAUGGGGAAGUUGGGACUCGGGCUCUUCAGCUGUGUUCCCACAAAUGCAUUGGGAGAUGGGUCUUAUUUUUCUGGCAUGGAACAUUUUACAUAGACCCAAACUCUCCUGGUCUUCAGUGUUGAAAACAAGAUCCGUUUUUGAAGUUGGAGCAGCCAGGUCAAUGUUGGCGAUGAGGACUUUUCCGAUGGGGAUGGGGGGUAGGCAUGGGGGCAGUUAAUAUUCCUGCCCCUUUAUUGGUUAUGCUUUCUUUUGGAUGGUCACCCUUUCUUCUCCAAAAUGUGCUGUAGAAACACAAGUUGGCACGAUGUAAGAUUUUUGUAAAUACUUCAUUUAAUUUUAAGGGUUGUUUUAAACAAGUGUGAAAAGGCUGGUUACUUGUAAACAUGGGGUUAACACCUGUAAUGUUUAGGUUCUUGUCAACAUUGACUGGAA